Gamsiella multidivaricata is the source of this 1934-nucleotide messenger RNA. RefSeq names its product guanine nucleotide-binding protein alpha-1 subunit. NCBI's taxonomy places the organism in Eukaryota, Fungi, Mortierellomycota, Mortierellomycetes, Mortierellales, Mortierellaceae. The record is from RefSeq and is a predicted model, not a curated record. Gene Ontology annotation, biological process: adenylate cyclase-modulating G protein-coupled receptor signaling pathway. The transcript has 6 exons. The coding region runs from base 485 to 1711 and encodes 408 amino acids. Gene Ontology annotation, cellular component: heterotrimeric G-protein complex. Gene Ontology annotation, molecular function: GTPase activity; guanyl nucleotide binding; G-protein beta/gamma-subunit complex binding.
UUUUUUUUUGUUCUCGCUAUCACUUCUUCUCUCUCACUCCUUCUCUCUCACUCCCUCUUUCUUUCUCAUCCACUCUUCUUCCUCCUAGUCUUCUUUUUUCCUCCAGUUGGCAUCCCGCUCUCGCCCACUUGCUCAUUUCAUCUGCUCAUUCUCAUUCGGCUUCACCCCCUGUGCUUUGUUCCACUGCACGCCCUUUUCUAGCGCAUAUUCUCGCAUGUUUUUUUCAUUACUAUAGUACUUCGAAGACUGACACGAUUGUGUGUCUCACCUGCGCACGUUGUGCCUCCCCCCUUUUUUUCAUUCUCAGUCGCUUCUCGCGACAAAACAGCACUCUCCUCCUCUCUCUUCCUCUUGUCUCUCAGUUCUUUUGUUUCCCCCCCUCCCCCCUCCCUCCCCUCCCCCUUCUCCCUCUACCUACGGCAACCAACACACGACUUCCGAAAAAGACUUGGACGUCGCUCAAAUACCUCAAUUACCUCUCGAAAUGGAACUCUCGCCAGUAUCACACUGCGAUGGAUCUGAAACGUCCCACAGAUCAACCCUAGUCAACAAAGCCCCGCUCCUAACCAACCAGUUCACCAAUGGCCGUUCGGAUCAAAAAAAGGCCAAGGCCGUAAGCGACGCCAUCGACAAAUGCCUAAGGGCAGAAAAAGAACGCCAGCACAAAGACGGAGGGAUCAAAUUACUCAUCCUUGGUCCUUCGGAGACCGGCAAGACGACUGUUCUAAAACAGCUCAAAUUACUUUAUGGUACCAGGGGGUUGGAUGCUGAGCGUCAGACAUAUCGGCGAGUGGUCUAUCUAAAUGUGAUGAGAGCCAUUCAGGCAAUUGUGGUGGGUCUGAAGCUCGCCAAUAUCGAGUUGGAGAAGCCUGAGAAUGUGGAUCAUCUGGAAGUCCUGUCACGACUGGAGCCAACCUUGAAGCGGUAUUCGAUCUCUGAGCUUGGCUACACAAAUCCCGCGAUCCCUCGGAAGAUUACCGAUGCAAAGGCAGAAACGGACAUGUUUGCGGAAAUGGUACCAGCUAUUAAGGCACUGUGGUCGGACGCGGGUAUCCAGACUACGUUCACCACAUGCACACAACUUAAUAUCCAGGACUCGGCAAAAUACUUUUUGGAUGCAGUUGACCGGAUCGCAGAUCCAGAAUACGUUCCUACGGACGACGACAUUUUGCAGGCGAGGGUCAGGACUCUAGUGGUUUCGGAACAUAUUUUCAAUAUCGACAACGUGGCAUACAGGAUAUUUGAUGUGGGCGGACAAAAAUCGUUGCGUAAAUAUUGGGCGCCCUAUUUCGAUGAUGUUAAUGCGAUCAUCUUCAUGGCUGCUUUAUCAGCAUACGACCAACCCUGCGAAGACGACCCCGGCUUGAACAGGCUCCAGGAAUGCAUGCUCCUCUUCAACGAGAUCGCAAACCACAAGCUGUUCGCGUUGACAUCUAUGAUUCUGUUCUUGAACAAGAUCGAUAUUUUCCAGCGGAAGCUUGAGGCGGGAUCUUUAGUCAGCACGCACUUCCCGGAGUACCGUGGACCAAACGAUUACUUCAGCACAACAGUAUUUUUCCAGUACCGGUUCCUGCAGCAAUGUAAAGAUCUGCAGAAACAGGUAUACACUCACUUCACUCAUGCCACGGAUACCAACCAGAUGCGAGUCAUUGUCGUGGCAGUCAACGCUAUCGUGCAGCGGCUGAAUCUUCGCAGCUCUGGGCUCAUGUAGGGCGAACCUUUGUCCCAUGACAAAAAAUCCUUAUCCUUAGCAUCCCACUGUACUGUGCCCUCACUCCAAUCAAACGUGAUCCGACUUGGAUCUUAGACAAUCAAAAGGUGCUGAACCAAUUAUGGACUUUGAAACUUGCGCGUACAAAAACAUAACCACAUUCAUCUUCAAGAUCACUCAUACUUCUUAGAGCCUGACAGGGCAAAAAAAAAAAAAAAAAAAA